Messenger RNA from Limulus polyphemus (Atlantic horseshoe crab), 2370 nucleotides. RefSeq names its product pre-mRNA 3'-end-processing factor FIP1-like. The transcript has 5 exons. Lineage: Eukaryota; Metazoa; Arthropoda; Merostomata; Xiphosura; Limulidae. Gene Ontology annotation, cellular component: mRNA cleavage and polyadenylation specificity factor complex. The coding region runs from base 191 to 1915 and encodes 574 amino acids. The record is from RefSeq and is a predicted model, not a curated record. Gene Ontology annotation, molecular function: RNA binding.
GCAGGGGUAUUUUUGUGUCAACUUUUCUAACUCUAAGACACUGAUGUUCAAAACUUUCUCCUUAUUUUAAACAAAAAUUAUUUCGUGAUUCUUAUUUCUCGUAUUUAUGUUUAAAAAUAACGAUGAAAAAUAUUUUAUAACGUUAUCACCAAAAAAUAUCCUCUAACAGAGCAUAAUUUAUGUGCGUAAAAUGGCGACUGCUGCUGUUGAAGAUGAUGAGGCUUGGUUGUAUGGAGAAUCUGAGGAGAAGAAAGACGGAACAGGAGUUGUGGCAGAUGAAAGUUCGAAAUCCAUUCUAAUUGACGAUUCUUUAAACGCUACUGACCUGAGUUUACAAAUUCAAGAACACAAUGACAGAGAAGCAGGAGAGUUAAGUGGGGAAGAAGAAAACAGAGAGCAAGAUGAACAAGGACCUCCUGGAGUUGAAAAAGAAGAUGGAGAUGAGGAUGAAGAAAGUGAUUCAGAUGAUGAUGAUGUGCAGGUAACUAUAGGAGAUAUUAAAUCUGCACCUACUUAUGGCUAUGGAGGACCACCUGUUAAUCUCAACAUCAAAAGAAGUGGCGUUAGUGGUGCAGGAGCCAAACCUAAAGGUAUCGACCUCGAUGCCGUUGGAACCAUCAAUGGUGUUUCGAUAUACGAGUUUAACCUUGACAGUUUAGAAGAAAAACCUUGGAGAAAACCUGGUGCUGAUAUCACUGAUUACUUUAACUAUGGUUUUAGUGAAGAGACUUGGAAGAUUUACUGUGAACGACAGAAAAAAUUCAGAACUGAUGCAAGUGCAUUGAGCAAGGCUCAUCCUGGUUUAGUUAAAGACCAACAAAUUCCUACAGCCACAGUGAAUGAAAACAGUAAAUAUGCAGGAAUGAAUGCAGGUGUCAAGAAAGCAGGGCCUCCACCAGGAAGAAAGAUGUCUGGAAGUAUUGAUGUAAUUGGUGGAGGUACACCAUCAUUACCAAGCCGUAGGCCAGCGAGUAACACUAAGGAAAAUGUCAUUACGGUUAUGACAGGACGAAAAGGGAAUUUUGAACCACCACCUCCAGGUAUUCCACCCCCAAAUCUUCACCUUCCACCUCCACACUUACCUCCUCCUUUUAUGAUUCCUCCACAUGAUGCUAACCUAAGUGUACCACCCCCUCCAGUGCCUCCUCCAGGCAUACCUCCUACAAACAUACCUCCACCGCCACCAGGCACAAUAGCUAACAUCAGUAUACCACCAUAUUCAAAGAGUUUCGAGAGUAGCUAUGGGCCACCACGGUUUCCACCACCACCACCACCACCUCUCAGUCAAGGGGUAACGUCUUUCACUAAUCACACAAAUUUUUAUAAUGGCGGACAAACACCUCAGCAUACGGGACUUACCACAGAAGCUCCAUCUAACCAACAGAGUUGGAAUAAUUCCCCUCGAGAGAAAGAUAGAGAACGGGAGAGAGAUCGCGAACGAGAAAGAGAGAAGGAAAAAGUGAAUGAACGUGAAAGAGAUAGGGAUCAAGAACACAGAAUGGGAUACAAUUCCUACGAAUACCGUGAAUUUGAACGUUCAGAAGACGACUAUGAAAGAAGGCGUUAUCGGGAACGAGAUUAUCACGAACGGUCUCGUGACAGAGAAAGAGAUAGAGAUAAGGAGAGAAACUGGGACAGAGAACGUGAGGAGAACCUGAAUUAUGUUCGUGAGCACACUCGAGAACGUGAUAGAGAUAGGGAGAGAGAGAAAAGACACAGGGAACAUCGUGAGCGGGAGGAACGCCAUCGUGAACGCUCUUCUCGGAGACGUCAUCAUCGCGAUGAAGAUGAAGAACAUCGUUCAUCCAGACACAAACAUAAGCGUUCAAAACGAGAGAAAGAAGAAGAAAGUGCCGGUAGUGAGAUUACUGACACAGCUAGUGUAGCACAAGAUGGAGAAGAAAAAACUGAAUAGAAAAAAAUCCCAAUAAUAUAUUCGUUUCGUCAGCCAAAUGAAGAAUACAGUUUUCAUCUUGGUGGAAACACUUUGUGCCCAAGCCUACUUUUCUCUGAAUUAUGCGGAUGGGUGAUUAGUUUGAAGUCGUUUAUAUAUAUAUGAUUGUAUUAUGUUUUGUACAACCAUUAGUAAUGUUAUAUAAACAGUACACUUAGAAGAAAAAUGACUACUUUUUUUUUUAGAAAAUUACCAUUUUGUGUUGUGUAACUGAAUGUGUGAAGUGAGCAGAGAAGAGUUAAUGAAAAUGUAUGUUCUGAAGGUCAUGAUAUCUGUUUGUUUUUAGUGUGAUGAGUUUCGUUUUCUACCUUGAGGGAUUUCGUUCACGUUUUCCGUUUCGUAACUGUUGUACAUGUAAUCGACACCUAGUGGCAAAAACAUGAACUCUUACAGUAAUUAAAAUUUUUGUAACAUUA